This is a messenger RNA of Neurospora tetrasperma FGSC 2508, 1642 nucleotides long. RefSeq lists its product as uncharacterized. Bases 1 to 1554 code for a protein of 517 amino acids. Gene Ontology annotation, biological process: regulation of transcription by RNA polymerase II. The record is from RefSeq and is a predicted model, not a curated record. NCBI's taxonomy places the organism in Eukaryota, Fungi, Ascomycota, Sordariomycetes, Sordariales, Sordariaceae. The transcript is spliced from 2 exons. Gene Ontology annotation, molecular function: DNA-binding transcription factor activity, RNA polymerase II-specific; zinc ion binding.
AUGCCUCCGCGUCGUUCCCACAAAAAGUCGAGGGCAGGUUGCCGCCGUUGCAAGUCGAGGAAGAUCAAGUGCGAUGAGGUGCAUCCUCGAUGCGGCAACUGCGUCAAGCACGGCGUCCCCUGCGACUUUGAACAUCCCGAAAUCAUCCCCGAGCUUCAAGCUGCCCAAACUGCCUCCGUAUCGAGUCCGUCGACCGCCGCCGGAACCCCUUAUACUCCGGCAUAUUCUCCCGGCGCCGAGUCCGUAUCGAAUGCGUCGACAUCGCGCUUCCAACGAGCACCGCCCUUGUGCCGCUCACCACCCUCCCAAGCUCUCUCGACAACCACUCCGGUCGCCCACCGAAUGCUCGAGUUGAGAUUGAUGCAUCACUACACCGCCAUGACAUGCAAGACUUUUACCUUCACCGCCCCCACCACGGAGCACAUAUGGAAGAUUACCGUGCCAGGCAUGGCUUUUUCGGGCUCUCAACACCUCACAGAUGCCAUUCUCGCCGUCGCCGCCCUUCAUCUGCGAAGUCAAUCCCCAAACGACAAAGACCUAGUCCGCGCUUCGCACGCAUACAUGGCGGCCUCUCUGGCCGAAUACAGCGCAACACUUACCAAGGGCAUCGACAGUACCAACGCCGAAUCCCUCUUCCUAACCGCCUCCCUCAUCGCUUUCCAAUCAACAGCCACCCGCGUCUUCAUGAAAGACGAAUUGAACCUCGCUCAAGCAACCGGGAAGUACACCGAGGAUUUCAACAAGCAAGGCCGAUAUUCAGCAGCUGGGUGCUACUCGAUCCCCUUCUCGUGGUUCCACUCCUUCCAGGGCGUCAAAGCUGUCACCGCCGCCUCCUGGCAAUGGCUACGCACCAGUCCCGUAGUAACAGAGGUGAUCAACUCCCAAGUCGUCUUGCAACUCGACCUGGGGCUUAACCGUCCUACCUUCUUCGGCCAUCUUCUAGAUGAUUUGAGUGAAGAGUUGGAAGAAAUGGCCAACCCCUCAGGACCAGCAUCAUUACACCCCGAUUCACCCGGACAACCCUUUCAACAGCGCCGAGUACCUGCUUCCCCAGAACUGGUGACCAGCACUCGCCAAGCAUACCAGCAUGCCGUCGCCGUGCUCAACUGGGCGCAUAAAAUCCCCCAUAAAGGCGCGCCGCUAGCGUUUCCAGCAACUGUAUCCAAGCGCUUCAUCGAAUUGCUAGAAGAGCGCCGCCCGCGGGCCCUUGCUAUUCUCGCAUGUUUCUUCGCCCUUCUCAAGUCCCUCGACUCAGUAUGGUGGCUGCACGGCAUGGCCCGCCGAGAAGUGUUGGGCGUGGUGUCUCUCUUCAACAGUGACUAUUUUGGCCCAGAGGCCUACAGCAAAUGGUGGCCGCACCUGGAAUGGGCGAUGCGGAUUGCGCUGUACGAAACGCCGGACGGCAGCUCGACGAUACCCCCUGAGGUGUGGGGGGCAGAUUGGUACGCGGAGGAACAGGCGCUGGAGGGUCAGGGUGGACAUAGCUAUUACCGGCAUAUUGAGUUGCUGUGCCAGACGGGGAACUCGACGAGAAGCAUUCCUGAGGUUCCCUGAGUAAACAGCCAUUGAUAAGAACGUGACACAACCAAAGGUGACGGACGGUAUGAAGACCAAAGCGAGGAGGCAAAACCCCGAGAACAAG